AUGCCUCUUUCCGCGCAGGACGUGCUGCGCGUCAACGGCAGCCGCCGCUUCGCCGCCGCGAUGGCGGCCGCCUCCCCCUUCGCCUCCCUCGCUGACGCCCUCCUCGCCGCUCGACGCAUCUGGCUCGACGAGGUGGAUGUCAACGGAUGGCUCGAGGCCUUCGCGGCGCACCCGGCUAUCGGAACCACCUCCCCAUCUGUCUCCAAGUGGAGCAAGGAGGAGCAAUCAGCAGCGCUCUCCACAGCCACGGAUUCGACGGCCCAGGAGCUGGCAGAGUGGAAUGCCAGGUACAGGGAGAAGUUUGGCUUCGUGUUCAUGAUUUGCGCCUCUGGGAGGACUGCACCUGAGGUCUUGGCUGAGCUUAAGAGGCGUUACACGAAUAGGCCAAUUGUUGAACUUGAGGCUGCAGCACAGGAAGAACUUAAAAUAACUGAACUACGCCUUGCGAAGCUUUUCUCAUCGGAGCCUACUGUUCCCUCCACUACAACUGAAGGCCCUGCCACCCAAUCAGAUAAAGCAGCAGAUCGCAUACGGUUUAUUGGAGCACAUCUUGGAGCUCUCCCUCAGCCUUGUGCCAAUAAAGCUCCUGAAAUUACAGGUAGCUCCAACCGAAGUCGGCCUCCCAUUACAACUCAUGUGCUGGACACUGCCCGUGGAUCGCCUGCGUCUGGAAUUGAAGUUCACUUGGAGAUGUGGAAGGAUUCUUCAGCUCCUCCAUCAUUCAGCAACAAAGAUUUCAGCGGAUGGGCAACUCUAGGCUAUUCAGUUACAAACAAUGAUGGACGCAGUGGUCAGCUGAUGGACAUCGUCGAUAACAUUGCUCCAGGCUUCUACCGCAUAAGCUUCAACACUGCUAAGUAUUCGCCUGCAGGGUUCUUCCCUUACGUCAGCAUCAUAUUUGAGAUCAAGGAGAACCAGACGGCAGAGCAUUUUCAUGUUCCUCUCUUGCAUUCCCCUUUCUCAUUCACCACUUACCGUGGAAGCUAA
This is a messenger RNA of Miscanthus lutarioriparius, 987 nucleotides long. NCBI's taxonomy places the organism in Eukaryota, Viridiplantae, Streptophyta, Magnoliopsida, Poales, Poaceae. The record is from the annotation of a GenBank genome assembly.